Messenger RNA from Achroia grisella, 744 nucleotides. Its product is annotated as loricrin-like. The transcript has 3 exons. The record is from RefSeq and is a predicted model, not a curated record. NCBI's taxonomy places the organism in Eukaryota, Metazoa, Arthropoda, Insecta, Lepidoptera, Pyralidae. The coding region runs from base 10 to 486 and encodes 158 amino acids.
UCAUUAAAAAUGCUGCGGUACCUGCUACUCGUUAUGACCUGCCUGGUCAGCGCAGGAGUCUUUGCCAGUAGACAAGUUCGUUCUCCAGGAGGUAGUGGCUGGCAAGGAAGCAGUAAUUUCGGCGGCCUACCGUCCGUUGGGGUAGCACGUUCAUCUUUAGAUGGCUGGGCCGGCUCUGGGUCUAGCUUUGGCCGUUCAGCUGGCCAUGGGAGCUCAGGAUGGCGUGGAGCAAGUGGAAGAAGCGGUGGGGGAUAUUCUGGGAAUAACGGAUGGGCCUCAAAUGGAUUCAGUUCAAGAAAUGCGUAUGACGGCAAUGGUUAUAAUUCAGGAUAUGAUGAUGGAGGUUAUGGGGGCAGCAGCGCUUUUUCAAGUGAUGGUUGGGGGGGUUCCGGAGGUUAUAAUUCAGGUUUUAGGUCAUCCAAUAGUUGGGGUGGUUCAGGCUCAAAUUUUCGCUCCAAUAGCGGAUGGCAGUCAUCGGGAUGGUAAAAUAUCUAUUCUUAACCUUUUCAUUAAUUUCAUAUGUAUUUUUUUCAAUUGUAUAAAGAUAUUUGCUUUGGCUUGUAAUGUGUAAGAUGUAUAAAACGUAUUAUUUGCUUGUUUUCAAUUUACAAUGUUAGUUCGUGAGAUUCGUUGCAGGUGCACUUUAAUUGAAGUUUGUUUUUGUAUGACGUUAUUCUGUACAUUGAAAGGGUGUUGUUAGAAUGCUGCAGUACUGUAAAAUUAAAGCGAAUUAUAAAAACAAUG